AAAAAAUAAAACCAACCAACGUUUGCUGCUGUUGUCACAAUAUCAAAAUCAAAUGACGAUGAAACACAGGCGGAGCUGUAUUCUCUCGUCAUCUUAAUCUUCGAAAUGACUUGUUGGUUACAGAAACAUUUAUUGCCCACCAAAAAACAAAUGUGCUCAUGUGCCAAAAACCAGAAAAAAAUGAAAUGAACCGACAAGUCAUCCAAACCAUUCCCAUCAUCAUUUAUUCUACAUCCCAAAAUAAUUUUCAAUUCUCCAACAACAUUUAUGCUCACCCUCAUCAUCAUACACAUGAAGAUGUUAAUCUCACGAACACUAUCUAUCUAACCGACGACGAUAAACACGUCCCAGAAAAAAAACCAGCUCUCCCUCCCUCCCUCUUUCUCACCCUCCAAAAAACACACAUGAAAUAUACAUUCGAACAGGUGGCGCAACAGGUCCCAUUGUGUGUUUGAUAUGUGUGUAUGUAUUAAUUAUGCAUGUGCUAUGUGUGUUUGCAGACGUUCAGUCCAAGUCUCAGUUCUUGUAUGUUCUUUUUUUUUAUUAUUAUUCACCACCACUACUACCAAUUCGAUACCAAAAUAUACUAUUACCACCAUCAUCAUCAUCAUCCAACCAACGACCAGAGAGUUCUGCUUCGUCAGUCGUCCCAUUCCAACAAGCAUCACAAUCAUCAUCCAGAAAAAAAAACUAAAUGUUCUCAUGAAACAUUGGUGUCAUCAUCAUCAACAUCUCAUCGUCAUUCGAAAUUCGUCGUUUGGUUGUUGUUCGACAUUUUUUUGAUUUAAACAAAAUUUGAUUUUUUUUCUCGUUUCGUUUCGAAUAUUCAUAUUGAAAGAGUUUAGUUUAACUCGUUCCUGGAACAAAUUCUUGUCAUUGUCAACGAUAACAAUAUUUUAUCAAGUGCAUUGGUUCUGUAAAAAAUUUUCUUAUUUUUUCCAUUCAAGAAUGUUGUUUAUCAUGAAUUUUCCAAUGAUAUUUUGAUCAUGAUAUUCAUCAUUAAUGAUGAUGAUGAUCAUGUGUUUUUCAUCAUUUCAUUGGUUUCAUCACUAGAACGCAACCCAACAUCCAUCCAUUAUCGAUUGGAUCUCUCAAUAAACAAAUCAUUGCAAUAAUAAGUAACCCAUAAAAAGUGAUUUGAAAACCGGUAGAUGUAAAUGAAUUUUUGUUUUUUUUCACAAGAAAAUAUAGAUCUCCAUAAUAAUAGUAAUCUUUUGAUCAAACGAUACAUUGCAUACGUUGAUGUUCAUCAAAAAAGUGCCUUUCUUUACUUAAUCAAAUCAAUUUUCUUCAGUCUUAUUGAUCUAAUCAAAUUAAAAAUUUGACAUCUUUAUUAUAUUAUUACCGAAGAUUUAUUAUAUCUGCAUAUAUGCGUCUGAGAGUUCGAAUUGCUCAUCAAAAAAAAAUUUGAAUUUUUUUUUCUGAAAAUCCUUUUGAAAUCUGAUCAAAAAUGAAUUGUGAACCAACCAGCCUAUUAGCCGGUCAUUCAUCGUCAUCAAUUGAAUCAUCCUCACCACAACCAUUACCAUUGACCAUAUCGAAUAGUAGUCGUUGUACAUCACCAAUAUCGUCACCACAACAUUCUGAUCCAUCUGAACAAAAUGGAAUUGAAUCACCAUCGUAUGAAGAUGAAUCAAUAUCUGGUAUAAAUUUAACAAUGAAUAAAUCAAAUUUAAGCACAAACAGUAGUAAUAGUAGUAGUACCAAUAAUGGUUCAAUAAUAUCCAAUCAACAUAAUACAACGAAUACUAUUUCAAAGAGGCCUUCACUUACCAACCAUAAUCAUCAUCAUAUCAAUUUGAAUAUUUCAUCAACACCUCCACCACCAUUAACAACAACAUCAUCAUUUGAUACAAAUAAUCGAAAUAGUCAUAAAAUGAAAAUCUCACCCGAUUUUCCAACACCAUCACAUAAUAAUACUAAUCAACAACAAUCACAACGUAAAUCAAAAUCAUACCAUCAUCAUCCCAAUCAUCGGUUAUUUGAUAAUAAUAAUCUACCAAUAAUGAAUAUGAAUUCACCGGAUUUAACACAAUUAUUACUUGAAUAUAGACAAGUGUUAUUGGAUGUACUUAUUAAAUCAAUGAAAAUGAAUGAUAAUCAUAAUGAAGAUACAAAUAACAAUGAUAAUAAUAAUAAUGAUACAACAAUUCAUAAAGGAAUCGUAUUACCGGUCAAAUGUCAAUGUGGUUAUACUUCAGAGCUAAGCAAACAGAUAACACGUACAUCUACUUAUGUACAUCAAUUAGAAUUAAAAUUUCGUGCCUUUCUUGAAUCGAUGAAAGCAACAUCAUCAUCGACAGAAUCAAAUCGUUAUACACCUAAACGUCCAUGGUUUAUUGAUUCAUCGGUACUUACAUCAUCUUAUCCUCUUGGUAGUAUCUGUACUGCUGGGGUUGGUGGUGGUGGUGGUGGUCCGACAAAGGUGUCCUUGUUGGAUAAGAAAAUAUUUCGAAUGUCAGCGAACGAUAAGCCAAUUUCAUUAUUUUCAGGCAAUAGCAGUAUGAAUAGUAGUCUAAAUGAUGAUGAUGAUGAUGAUGACGACGAUGAUGAUGAUAUUGAUUCAGAUGUUGGUGGUGAUGUUGAUGAUAAUGUCAAUGAUAAUGACAAUGAUGAGGAUAACCUGUUGGAAAAUUUAAACAACAAUAAUAAUCUCUUGUUCACAAAUGGUGCUAAUCCAAUUGUUGAUGAAAUUAUCGGUUCAAAUAUCAUUGGCGGUGGAGGAAAAACCAUAUUGGAAGGUUAUCUUAAAAAAAUGAAUGAAAUGACAAAAAUUCACAUCGAUGAUUGUUCAGAUGAUGAUAAUGGCGAUGAUGAUCAUCAUUUAGUAAACAAGAAUGAUCAUCAGCAACAGCAACAAGUGGAUGAUGAAGAAGAGCCAGAUGGUGUUUCCGUUACCGCCGAUGAAGAUUUCCAUCGAGGACCAGGAAAACGUAUCGAUCUUAAAACGAAAAAAUUGGUUGUGCAAAUGAAUAUGAAUGGCGCUAGCUAUACAGAUAUUAGUCGUCAGAUUGGAAUUAGUCGUAAAUCAGUCAGAAGAAUAAUAUCGAAUUUUAAAACAUUUGGAUUACUUGAAAAAAAACGAGAAUCACGUAGUCGUAAAGUAUCAUCAAAUGGUUUGAGUACAUCGAUUAUAGCCAAUAAUGGUGUCAAUAUGGCUAGCAUCUUUAAUGGUCGAAUGCCUGAUUCUUAUAACGAUGGUGCUAAUGACGAUGAUUUAGAUGAUGAAAGAGAAAUGAUUGUUGAUGAUAAUGGUGGUGGUGACGCCGAUGAUGAUGAUCAAGAUUCGGAUGUUGAUGAAAAUCAUCUUGUACAAAAUGAAAUCAAAAAACAAGAGAUUGAUGCAAAUUUUCUGAAUCAAUUAUCAUUGUUUCAAAAGGCGAUGCAAGCAUCCCAGCAGCAGCAGCAACAACAACAACAAUCACAAAUAAAUAGAUCUUCAAAACGAAGCAUGAGUCUUAUUCAACAAGUACAAUACAAUAAUAAUAAUAAUUAUACGAAACAAACAACAACUAAUGGUUCACAAAAUACUAAUAAUCAUCAUCAUAAUCGGCUAUCGUUGAUAAAGCCACCGGAUCGAUUUAAACCUUAUGAUCUUAAAGUUCGUCCUCAUAAUAGCAAUAAUAAUAAUAAUGGAUCAAAUGUUGAAUCAUUUGCACCGCAAAUACACCCAACACAUCGGAUCUCAAAAUCACACCCAAUUGUGCCACCACUUCCGCAAUCAACAAAUAUUUAUUCAACAGUACAACAGCAGCAACAACAACGAUCAUCACAUCAAAAUCUAAAAUCGUAUAAUAACAAUCACUUGACUAAUAAUCUCAACAAUACGAAUAAUAACAACAAUAAUAAUAAUUCCUUUGAGCGGGAUCUGGAAAAUUCAUUGAUCAGACACCCGAAAAGUAAAACAAAUCGUCAACAUUCGGUCGAUAUGUCUUUCAAGGAAAGUUUGAUCGUACCAGAAGCUGAUAAAAAUAAUAAUACCACAUUGAAUAAUUGUAAUGUAACGAUAACGAGUACCUCGAAACCAACAAUGAAUGGUAAUUCAAAUCAACCAUUAGAUUUGGGUAAUAUUACCAUACCACAAAUACCUGCAUCAAUGGUCGAUGGAUCGACUGAUUCAGAUGCUAAUCUUGUACCGAAAAAUUUUAUCGAUGGUCAAUUUCCAGCUGGAAUUAUGAAUUCACUGAAUCCGAAUCGUGCCACGAAAUUAACAUUAGAAGAUUUCAAUAUUGUAUGGCAUCUACGAUCUCAACACUGGACACAUAAUCAGAUACGAAAAUAUUUUCAGCAAAGAGGAAAAAGUAUUUCCAAAUCAUCAAUAUCACGCAUAAUGAAUGGUAAACAACGUAAUUUUCAACAAUUUUUCAAUGUUGUACCAUCGAAUUCAACUUAUUAGGAAAAGAAAAAGCCGGUGGUUAUUUUAUUUAAAAAAGGAUAUAUCGUCAUUUUUCAUUUUCAUCAUCAUCAUCAUCAUCAUUAUUAUUAUAUUAAACUUAUAAUCCCAUUUUCAUAGAGCUAGCCAUACACUUUCAACAACGUGCAUUCAUUGUGUGCCUCACUCUUUACUCACAUUUAUCCAUGAUCAUUGCUAUUGCGAUAGAAUAUUUUUUCAUAAAGAUGAAAUCAAAUCGCUUAUUUACACACUCAAUCCAUCAUUCAAUAUCUCAUAAUAAUGAUUAUGAUAUGAGACUUAAUUUAUUAUUAUUGCUCAUAGCAUUAAUUUUACACUACAAACCUUUCCACAUCAUCAUACACACCCACAUAACCAUUUGAGUUUGUUGUUUGAAAUUCUUCAAACAACAUAGAUGGCUUCACAUCAUUCACACACCAACAUAUAUUAGCCAUAAAAGUGGCGAUAUUGAUGCAAAGAAUCUCUCAAUGUCUUUGUUCGUUCGGUCACUCCAUUUAUACACAUUCAAAAUUUUUUUGUAAAUAUGUUUUUUUUCAAUUCAAACAAAUUCAUUCAAAUUAAACUCUCACUAUAUUUUUUUGUUACUACUUUUUUCCUGCUGUUACUAACCCACUAACGGUUAGUUUUAAAACGCUAAUCUGAAAUAUAUAACACACCCAUUAUACCCACUUACGAUGCAAUUGUAAUAAUUCGAUUCUGUUAUCCUCUAUCUUUUUUUUCUGGGCCUGGGCAUUCUUUUGUUUCCAGUCAUGGAAUCAAAUUGUGUGUAAUCAUUUUUCCUGAUUUUCACCGAUUUCUAUCAAUGAAAAUUGUUCUCAUAUUUCU
Messenger RNA from Dermatophagoides farinae (American house dust mite), 5236 nucleotides. RefSeq lists its product as uncharacterized. Gene Ontology annotation, biological process: positive regulation of DNA-templated transcription. NCBI's taxonomy places the organism in Eukaryota, Metazoa, Arthropoda, Arachnida, Sarcoptiformes, Pyroglyphidae. Gene Ontology annotation, cellular component: SWI/SNF complex. The record is from RefSeq and is a predicted model, not a curated record.